GCCUGUGGGUGGUAAAGCAGCGGCUGAGGCCGGGAGCACCAGCAGCCACUUCCAGGAAAGGAUGCCACAGACGCCUCCCUUUGCAGCUAUGUUUGACAGCAGCGGCUACAACAGGAACUUGUAUCAGUCAGAAGAGGACAACUGUGGAGGGCUCUAUUACCAUGACAACAACCUCUUGUCGGGGUCUUUGGAAGCUCUGAUCCAGCACUUAGUACCCAAUGUAGAUUACUAUCCUGACAGGACAUACAUCUUCACCUUCCUUCUUAGUUCACGCCUGUUCAUGCAUCCGUAUGAGCUCAUGGCCAAAGUCUGCCAUUUGUGCAUUGAGCAGCAGAGACUAAGUGAGCCUGGCCUGGACAAGAACCGGAUACGAAAAAUCGCACCCAAAAUCCUACAGUUGUUGACUGAAUGGACAGAGACGUUUCCUUAUGAUUUCCGAGAUGAAAGAAUGAUGAGGAACUUAAAGGAGUUGGCACAAAGAAUAGCCAGUGGUGAUGAGAUGUAUCGGAAGAACGUACAGCAGCUCCUCCAGAACCUGAUUCGGAAGCUUGCCACUGUUAGCCAGUAUGAGGAAGUACUUGCAAAAAUUAAUGCCACGUCCACAGAUCGUCUCACGGUUCUAAAGACCAAGCCCCAGUCCAUCCAGAGGGACAUAAUCACAGUCUGCAAUGAUCCCUACGUGUUAGCUCAGCAGCUGACACACAUAGAGCUUGAGAGACUCAAUUAUAUUGGACCAGAAGAAUUUGUCCAGGCAUUUGUGCAAAAGGAUCCUUUGGAUAAUGACAAGAGCUGCUACGGAGAUCGAAAGAAGACCCGGAAUCUGGAAGCCUAUGUGGAAUGGUUUAACAGGCUCAGUUACUUGGUUGCAACAGAAAUCUGUAUGCCUGUGAAGAAGAAGCACAGAGCAAGAGUGAUAGAAUAUUUCAUUGAUGUGGCACGGGAAUGUUUUAACAUUGGCAACUUUAACUCCUUAAUGGCUAUUAUUUCUGGCAUGAACAUGAGUCCUGUGUCUCGGUUAAAGAAAACUUGGGCAAGAGUGAAGACAGCCAAAUUUGAUAUUCUUGAGCAUCAGAUGGACCCUUCUAGCAAUUUUUAUAAUUACCGAACUGCUCUACGUGGAGCCGCUCAAAGGUCCUUGACAGCUCAUAGCAACAGAGAGAAGAUCGUAAUACCUUUCUUCAGCCUCUUGAUCAAAGAUAUUUACUUCCUCAAUGAGGGUUGUGCCAAUCGUCUUCCAAAUGGUCAUGUCAAUUUUGAAAAAUUUUGGGAAUUGGCGAAACAAGUCAGUGAAUUUAUGACAUGGAAGCAAGUGGAGUGUCCUUUUGAAAGGGAUCGGAAGAUUCUGCAGUACUUGCUCACUGUCCCAGUCUUCAGUGAUGAUGCACUUUACUUGGCUUCCUAUGAGAGCGAAAGUCCUGAGAAUCACAUUGAAAAGGACAGAUGGAAGACACUAAGAUCAGCGCUUCUGGGCAGAGUCUAGUGCACAAGAUGGCUGCUGUUUCUGCUGUUGCUAUGUUAUGUGGAUUACCAAAGGGCAUGGCUUGGUUUAUUUUUCUGUACACCGAGUGGCAUUCAAAGUGAUGAAAAAUGUGCAGUCAGUUGCAAUAUUGUGUCAGCAAAGAUGAAACAAGUUAACUCAAGAACAAACAGGCAGCUUCUCACAUCUGACAGAUGAGAUAAAAUCACAGCCCACUCGGCUGUGAUUCAGGCUUAAGUGUUGACUGAGGACAGCGCUGACAGAAUCCUUUGAAGAGCUCAGAUGCCACCUAUGAAUCAUUUCACACCUGUAUGGAAUAUUUUUCCCCUUCCUUUUGCUGCAGCUUGCUGCUACAAGGACUCUGCAAAGUUGAUAGUACAUUACGGAGGGGAAAAACUGACCAUUCCUUUCAGUGAAACCCAAGUCUGCAUUGAAGAACUUCCAUUCCUAGUAAGCUGAAUAUAACCAGGAACUUUGCCUGAUUGGGAUUGCUAAGAUGGGAAAGGACCGGACACAACAAAUUGGCUGCUGGGGAGAGUUUCUCCCCACCACUGUAAUGGUGGCUGUGGUUUUUUUCUUUUUCCAUUAUGUUUUUGAGUUGGCUGCUGGUAGGCAAACUCACUAUUAUUCUAAGUUAUUUAAAAAAUAUAAAGUAAUAAAAAUCAAGGCUGUGGUAGAAAACACACCUGCUGCAAAAAAUAUAGUAGCUAUGUAGCUUGGACUAUUUUACAGUUUCUAGGGAGGUGUUUUCUUUCUUUCAGUUGUUUGCAACUAACCACUACAUGCUAGCGACAUUCUUAUUUUUACUAUACGGUUUUGUUACUCUAAUUUUCCAUACUUGACCUUCUUCUUAUAUUAGGUUGAACAAGCUGACUUUUCUAGAAUAGUCUUUGAGAAACUGGUGUACAAACUGUGUUGAAAUAUGAAAGUAUGUUUUUAUUAAGUCAUUUUUAUAAUUGCUUUUUUUUUGAAAGGGCAACAAUGGAGAACACAAUCCACUUUGACUGAAAUAGCAAGAUGCCAAAAAGAAAAAAAGAUGAGGCGGCUUCUCAGCUACAGCUGUGAACAAAACAGUCUCCCUGUGUGUUUGCUUUAUGGAUUAUGUUUAUGACUGUGAAGUAGUUCACUGUGUUACACACCUAAUAAGUUUGUAGUAGCUCCGAAUACUUAGUCACUCUGUUUAUCCUAGGAAGAGCCUGAAGGAAAAAAAAGAAACUGUAGCUGUAGAUCACCCUGGAUGCAAAAUAGCUAAGCAAAAGCACAUACUUGGCAAAAAAGAUAUUUGCAAUUAUCCUGCCACUGUUAUUUAAAAAAGAAAAGAAAUAAGAAUAAAUAUAUCUAUUUGUUGCACUGCAUCUCUUGAGUUUUCAGGUAAGCUGGUUUUUAUGUUCUGUCCAUGCCUUUUCAGGCAAGUAUUUAAUUUUUUAGUGCUGUAAGAAUAUGCUGAAGUAGCCUUCAUCAACGGGGAUGCUGUCCUUAACUACAGCCUGUUUGCUGGUACAAGGUGCUGGAAGUCACUGAGUUACAUAUUCCAUGAGCAGCAGCACCAGGGCCUCGAGCCCUGACAGUGGAGGAGGAUCCCUCUCCCAUUCACUGAGUUAGGGUGAAGGAGGAAGAAGAGGCUAAGUCUUUGAAAGGAGGAGACAGCUUCUGCAGUUCACAGACUUACCUCCCAGCUUUCAUCAGGUGAGGUCUUUCCCAUCUUCCCCUCUACAUCCUUCCCCCAGGACUUAGUUUAUGUAAAAAGCUGGGGAAAACUGUGUGUUCCUCUUCCACAUCUUCUGGAAGUAGGAUGAUAUAAUAAGGUACAUAAAUGAGCUUCCAUGAUGCAAUAUUUGCUAUCCUCAUUAACCUGCUUUUUUACAUUUUUAGUUCUAGGGAAAGCCAGAGGGUUGAACAAAGGGUUAGCUUACCUGUAAAAAUAACUUUUCUCCUUCCCUCCUCCACUGUAACACAGUUUGACUGCUAGCCUGGUUUAGAAAUUGAUUUGUUAUUUAUGCAGUUGGAAUGAAGCCUU
This is a messenger RNA of Gymnogyps californianus (California condor), 3494 nucleotides long. RefSeq names its product RasGEF domain family member 1B (gene RASGEF1B). Gene Ontology annotation, biological process: Ras protein signal transduction; positive regulation of GTPase activity. The transcript has 14 exons. Gene Ontology annotation, cellular component: plasma membrane. The coding region runs from base 62 to 1480 and encodes 472 amino acids. The record is from RefSeq and is a predicted model, not a curated record. Lineage: Eukaryota; Metazoa; Chordata; Aves; Accipitriformes; Cathartidae. Gene Ontology annotation, molecular function: guanyl-nucleotide exchange factor activity.